GCUCCUCUUCAGUUCGUUGCUGACCAUCGUUACGUGCGGACGUGCCCAGUGCUCAGCUCAGCUCAUCUCCGUGUGAUGUGGCUGCACUUAGCAUACUCAACCUGAAACCCAGACCCUCGAGAUCGAACAUUUCACAAAACGAACAGCCAAAAGUGCCGCGACGCGAGUGAUCAAACAAAAUCAAAUACAAGCCCCUCCUUAAACGCACAAAACAUAUAUUAACGACUGCAACGAGAGGAGCACCGGCUAGCCAGCGAAAUAAUCCAAGAAAGCAGCAGCGGAAAAUCGGAAAGAAACAACAGCAGCAGCAGCAACAACAAAAACUAACAUACAAAAGGAGGGAAAAGCGAGAAAAGCCUUCCCUGGAAGAGAUUCGAGGCAGCUUCUUGGCGAUUCAGAAGCGGCAAUGACGGCGACUGCGAGGCAGUCAGCAGCAUCGAGAAAGCAACCUGCGAUCGCCAUGCUCAAUGGAAACGCUUUUACGGUUAAGCGGCUCUUAGCGCUGCUGAUCAUCUUCACAGUCUUGGACGCGAGUCGAGCAUUGGAGUUGGGCGACAAGUGCCAGCACGACAUGGACUGUACGGAUUUCAUCAAGGGCAGCAGCUGCUCCGCUCUGGGAUACUGCGAGUGCGCCCCCUACUUCGUCCAGUUGAAUUCCAAACGCUGUUUGUCAUCUCAACUCCUCGGCGGCGACUGCCAGCUGAGCGAACAGUGCUCGAUGAAGGUGGCCAACAGCAGCUGCUUGGAGGGGGCCUGCCGCUGCGUGGAGGGAUUCCUGCAGUUCCGAAAGCACACCUGUCUGGGACCCGCUCAUCCUGGCGCCGUUUGCUACAGCCACGCCCACUGUCAAAUGUUCGACACCCGCACCCACUGCGACUUCCUCAUCCCGAACCUCUUCGGUCGCUGCCAGUGCACCAGUCCCGCCAAAAUGGUGGGUGGUCUCUGUGUGGCCCCCGCGGCGGAUCAGGAGGACCAGCAGCCCAUCGAGAAGGUGGAGCAGCCAGCUAUUAGUACCACCACCACCACGACAACCACUCCUGUGCCCACAACCACCACGAGGAGAACAACAACAACGACUACGACGACGACAACCACGCCUGCACCCACAACAACCACAACCACCAGAAGAACAACCAGCACAACCACCACGACUGCUGCUCCGAUUCUCCUGGAGGAUGAGCUGCCCGCCAGCGUGGAGGAGCAGUCCAUGGAGGAGGAUGAUGGUGAGACCACCAAGCUGCGACCCGAGGUUCCCAACAUCGACAAUGGCGAGAAGUUCGAGGCUGUGGACAUGGCUCACGAGGAGACUGAACUCACGCAGCAGCAGCAUCAGGAGGAGGAGCAACAACACCAGCUGGAGGAGCAGCAACACCAGCUGGAGGAGCAGCAACAUCAGGAAGAGGAGCAGAAACAUCAGGAGGAGGAGCAACAAAAAGUGGAGGAGCAGCAAAAGCAAGAAGAACAAGAGCUUGCAGCCAAGCCAAGCGAUUCAGAGCUGCCCCAAUCCUCUCCAGAUGCCACCACUGGUGUCCAGCAGCUGCUCACACCCGCCGAUGUUCCAACCGAGAAUGCCAUCAAUGUGGAACCGGAAACCGAAUCCGCUGUUACCGAGGAUUAUCCGUACAAGAUCGAGGAGGAGUAUCCGGAGGAGCACGAAGAUAAGCCAGAAGCUCCAGAACUGAUGGUGGAUCAACCCGAAACACCCGAAGAAGCACCCGUGGAAACACCAGUGGCACCCGAAGUCGCGCCCAUCGAAGCUGAUGAGGAGGCUGCCGAGGCAUCUGGCGGCGAGGAGAUUGCUUCAUCGCCCAUCGAAGAGGCCAUGAAACCUGAUUAUGAAUCGCCAGUCGGAGAGGCCGAACUGGAGAGGCCAGGAAAUGAGGAGGAGAAGAAGGAGGAGGCUUCAGUGAGCCAGCCAACUAAUGAGGGGGUGGUGCCCAUCGAUACCGAAAGCGAGACUGAUGCGGAAUCCAGCACCGAGCACCAGAUCCAGACGCAGUUGCUCGGCGACGAGUUGAUGGAGGAGCAAGAGGAAGAAAAGAAGGAUGAGGAGACAUCGGUGGCCGAUGAAGAACUGAUCCCGGUCGAUGGAGCCGAAAGCGAAAGUGUGACGAAGGCAGCCGAAGAGGCCGAUGAUGAGAAGCCGGCGGAGGAAAUUCCAGAGGAUCUGGCUUCGGGGGAUCAUGAGCUGGCUGAAAACGAUGUGCAGGAGGAGCCAACAGAAGCGUUGAAGAUCGACGAGCCAGUCCAGGUGGAGAGUGAAAGCCAAGUGGACGAGGUGGCAAAACCAGAGGAGCAAGAAACCGAAAUGGCAAUAGAAAAAGAAAAAGAAACAGAAGCAGAAGAAACGGCGGCCACCGAAGCCGCAGAAGUGGAGCUCCAGUCGACAGAAGCCAAGCCAGAUAUGGAAGCCGAGAUCGAUCAGGCGGAACAAAGCGCCGACAUCAAGCCGACAAGUGGCGAAGAUGAUUUAAAUGAAGCCAAUCAAUUAAAUCAAGACCAAGUUGCCGAAGAGCAGGAGAAGGAGAAGCAGGAGGAGGAGCACCAGCAGCAGCAGAUCGAAGAAAAAGAGCCCGAACAGGUGGUGGAAAUCCAUCAAGAUGCAGAUGCCGAUGCCGAUGCCGAAGCCGAAGCCGAUGCAGAUGAAGCCACAACAGAGAAACCAGUCCAAGAGAUCGAGCAGGAGGCGGAGGCAAUCACCGAAGCGGAGCACGAACAAUUGACAUACCCAACAAAUGAUGAUGAAUUGGCGCCAGUGGAAAUAGAACCAGAGCUGACCACAGAGGAGCCAGAGAACGCCGAGAUCACAACAAAGUUGCCAGAGGAGAAGCAGGAGGAUGAGGAGGAGAAGAUUGGUGAGCAGGUUGUGGAACAGAACGAGGUGGAGGAGCAGCAGGUGGAGAGGGAGGAGCAACAGGUGGAACCCGAGGAAAAUGCAAAUGCAAUUAAGACGCCCGAAGUGUCGGAAGCAAUUGUGGAGCCCCAGGCAGCAGCACCAGAAGCAGCAGCACCACCAGCAGAAGAGGUGGAGACGGAGAUCCAGUCUGCCACCGAGAAAGAAAUCGAACCACAAGUUGAGCAAGAGGAGGAGAAGGAAAAGGAGAAGGAGGAGGAGGAACCCCAAUCGAUAACCGAACAAAUCCAAGAGGCUGAGCCCACCACUAAUGAUGUGGAUCAGGCCAAGCCAGAGCUGCCAAUUAAGAGCGAUGCAUUCGAUAUCGAACAGGAAGCCACCGAGGAACCCGCUCAGACGGACCAGACAGAGAUUGCCCCCGAAAACGAAUCCGAACCAGCCGCAGCGGAGGCCAGUGAAAGUGUUCCAACUCCGGAGGAGGAGGAAGGCAACCAACAGCUGAAGGAUGAAGUUGAGGUGGAGAAGAACGAGAACGACAACAUUAUCCUCGGAGCCGAGCCGAAUGAGGAACAGCAAGUGAUUCCAGAGCCAGAAGUUGAGCAGGAAAAGGAGGAAACUCCAGUGGAAGCAGCUGAAGUUCAGGAGGAUGAUGCACCAGCUCAUCCGGAAGAGGAAGAGGGGGAACCGAAACCGGAAGUGGACUACACCAGCAUUGAGCAUCUGCAGGAACUUCCGCAGCCGGAAGAAACCACUGCCGCCAUCGAAGCGGAAGAAUCCGACCCAGCGGAGUCCACCUUGGCUCCGGAAGAUCCGGAGGCAGCCAGUUCCAUUGUGAGCGAGGAGCAUGACCUGGAGAAGGAUCCCCAGAACUUCCACGAGAGCGAGAGCAUUGCCGACAUCCUCAGCGACUUGAUGUUGGAGGGCGACAGCACCGUUCCCCCGGUUCCAUUUGGCCAGCAACCCGCCCAAACUGUUCCCAUGGUGGAGGCCAACUCUGAAAACGAGGAGGAACAACCCCACGAAGCCAUCUCUGAUCUUCAGGCCGAAGCGGAUGAGACCCAAGAUCAUGUGGAAGUCCAGCCAGCAGAGGAAUCCCAGCCAGCUAUUCCCGAACUCUUUGCAGAGGCGGCUAAUGAUGAGGAGCAGGAGGAUGAAGAGCAGCAGGUGACCCCCAUUCCGGAGCAGUCUGUAGUGGAUCAACCCACACAGGAGGAGCAGCAACCUAUUAAAGAGGAGCAACCGAAAAUUGAAGAGGAGCACAAAGAAGUUGAAGAGGAGCAUCUCCAAAAUGAAGAGGAGCAGCAUCACGAAGAAGAGCAACAGGAUGAAGCGGAGAUCCCUAAAGAAGAAGAACCCCUGAAGGAAGUGGAAACAGAAUCCCUGCCAGAAGAAGCCACCACGGAGAAGGUAUUGGAGUCCGAACCCGAAGAGGAGCGCACUCUUUCGCCCGAGGAAAUGCCCUUCGACAUGUCCGAAUCCGAUGGCAUCCGUUUCAAUGAGCUGGAGUCCGACAACCUGAUCCUGGAGUCCACCACCAAUGUUGAUGGUCUGCAAGAGCUGGACAGCAACCACAUUGAGGAGGAGCCCGCUGCCCACGCCAUUCCGCACGAGGAAGCCACUCCGAAUCCCGCCGACAUCGUGGAGAUCACCACUCAAACCAUGUUGGGAUUGGCCAGUCGGGUGACCCUUAUGGAACCCGCUGCUCCAGUGGUCACCACUCUGAUGCCCCUGAUGACCGCCGAUGAACCCACUCCGGAACCAGCUGCUCCCGCUGCCAUUCCUCCUGCAUCUUUGGCGGCCAUUAAACCAGGAUCGGAACUGCGCAAGCGCGUGGACUUGGGUCUGGAGGCUGUCUCCCUGGGAUUGGCCUGCAGCAGUGAUCGCCAGUGCCAGCUGGCCGAUCCCCACACCGUCUGCAAUGUCCGCGGAGUCUGCGACUGCGCCGCCGGAGAGCCAGGAACGCAGUGCAGCGCCGAGAGAACCGGAUGCAGUCCCGGAACCUUCCAGUGCCGUUCGAGCGGCGUGUGCAUCUCGUGGUUCUUCGUGUGCGACGGGCGGGCGGACUGCAACGACGCCUCCGACGAGGAGUGCACCCACAACGCCCGCCUGAACCAGAGCUGCCCCGCCGAGUCGUUCCGCUGCCAGCGGAGCGGUCGCUGCAUCUCGCGAGCGGCCCUCUGCGACGGACGGCGGCAGUGUCUGCAUGGAGAGGACGAGAUGGGCUGCGACGGCAGCCUGCGGGGCGGGAACGCCUGUCCGGAGCACACCUUCCGCUGCGGCAGCGGCGAGUGCCUGCCGGAGUACGAGUACUGCAACGCGAUCGUCUCCUGCAAGGACGGCAGCGACGAGCCGCCGCACCUGUGCGGCUCCCGCGCCCUCCCCAACCUCUUUAUGCGCCUCAUCGAGGCGGGCGGACUCCUCGGCGGCGGACGGAGGGAGGGGGCGGACGCCUACUGCCCGCACCGCUGCAGCAACGGACUCUGCCGCUCCACCGCCAUCGUCUGCUCCGGACGCGACGGAUGCGGCGACGGCACCGACGAGCAGACCUGCGCCGUUUGCCGUUGUCCCGCUCCGACUGCCGCCAACCUGCCCACUUUCCUGGCCCGACAACGCCCCAUGCCACUGUGGUAGGAAACUGCACCGCCGGGUGGGUCACCGCCCAUCCACCAACCGAACCACUUUCGGUCACCAUAGAGAGACCAAUAUUUUGCCAGACACUGUCUUCCGACCCCGCAACUCUAUCGCUGUACCCAACUAUAUUCGAAACGAUUUUUGCAUAGCAUUUAAGUGGAUAUUUAAAAACAAAUUAUUUAUUUAUUUAUUUAUUAUGACCUUAGCUGCGCCCAUGCCACGCCCAAUUGCCACCUUGCUAUCAAAGGCGGUUUCUUCGGCCCCCUUUGAGCCAGUGAUGAUUGUCAAUUGCGCCACUGGGCGCAACCCUAAACCACAUAUGACACCACACACCACAAAAGACACACCACCACACCACCCACACUUCGCCCCCAUUUCGACUAUUUAUUCUACUCAUCUUGACCAUCAAAAACUAUUUAUUUAUACCCCCCACAAACACUUCGCCCCGAAGGAGACACUAAAACACAUUUAGCUUAGUUUUAUGCAAUUUUCUAAUUUAUUUAAAUUAUUGGCCAGGCAAACCAGUGAAGGAUCGCAUAACGAGAACCAUUAAAUGAUGCAUUUCUAUCGAAUAAUAUUUUGUAAAUAAGAGUAAACGAUGUACAUGAUAAACAGCAUUGCCUAUAAAGAUACGUAGGGUAUCCGAGAUAAUAAAAUCAGAUCAUAUCCCCUAUAUAGUUUAUUAUAUGUACGUGAGUGUGAAUGGAACUCACACACUUUUCUCAAAGUCAAGACGCAUCACAGUAAAGCUAACAAAAAUAAUUUUAAAAAAAGGAAUGACAAUAAAAAA
Messenger RNA from Drosophila ficusphila, 6275 nucleotides. RefSeq names its product titin (gene ImpE1). Bases 407 to 5485 code for a protein of 1692 amino acids. Lineage: Eukaryota; Metazoa; Arthropoda; Insecta; Diptera; Drosophilidae. Gene Ontology annotation, molecular function: protein binding. The record is from RefSeq and is a predicted model, not a curated record. The transcript is spliced from 7 exons.